AUGAAUAAGUGGUCUAAUGAUACCCGAUUCAAUACUGAUGCAAUGCUCAUUGAACAAAAAACACUACCAUCUCCAAAUAAAAAUUUACAAGAUGAUUCAGAUAAUGAUUCUCUUACAGAUGUAUCAAGUAUUGUUGAAAUAAAAUCAUCAUUUAUGAACUACGAUCAUAAUAAUGCGACAAUGGAACAUAAGCCAACAAUACAAAACGAUACUUCAACACAUGAUCAAUAUGUACCUGAUGACCAAUUAUUUCAAUCAUUAGUUGAUUAUGCAAAUAGUUUUAAUUUAGAUGAAACUUUUUAUUCAAUAAUAGAUUUUAACAAUCAAUCAGGUUCUACCAAUUCAAUUAAACAACCAUCAACAAAACAACGAACACAAUCAUCAACAAGUCAUGUAUCAUCAUCAAUUGAAAAUAAUAGAUUAAUACAACAUACAAAUUGUGAAGACCAAAGACAUGACAUUCAAUCAACAAUGAUAAUCAAACAAGAUUCAACUAAAUCAAUACCCUCUCGUUUUUUUUCUCCAAAAAUAACUAAAGACGAUGAGAACAGUGAUGAUAAUACAACAGUUACAGAUAAAUCAAUAUUCGAUUGGGAAUAUUUACCUAAUCCCACAGAUCAUUCGAAUAAAUCAUCAACAAAUUUAUCUCAAACUUAUCAAGCAACAAAUAAUAUUAAUAACAUAACAUCCAACUCUUCAAAAGGUUCUCAAGCACUAUCUUCACCAAGUUUUGAAAAUAACAUAUCACCUUCACCAAUUAUUAUUCGUGAGAAAACUAAAGCUUCUGCCAUUCAACAAAAUAAAAACAAACAAUUCUUGCAUCCACAUAAUUCAUUAAUACAACCAGCUCCAAUUAUCAUUCGAGAAAUUUUUCAUAAAUCUUCUCCAUGUAAUCAAUCAAUUUCAAAACAUGAUUUACAAACAUUAUCAAUUGCUUCUAAUGAGUUUUCUCUCCCAUCGAAAUCAUUUAUCAAUCCCAAACGUAAAAUAAUCUAUGAAUCAAUACCACUAACACGAUAUGAACAUCAUGUUCAUGAACAGCCGAAAAAGAUUAUUAUUGAAUAUGAUCAAAUUAAUGUUACUGUUAAUAAAAAUAUCAAACAACGAAAAGAAAUUAAACGUGUUAACCCAAAUGAAUAUAUUCAACAAUAUGGAAAAUCUUUGUGUUCAAAUGAAGUGUUUCAAAAUCUACUAACAAAUAUUAUAGCAUAA
Molecule: messenger RNA, 1212 nt
Organism: Rotaria sp. Silwood2
Lineage: Eukaryota; Metazoa; Rotifera; Eurotatoria; Philodinida; Philodinidae
Source: the annotation of a GenBank genome assembly